Molecule: messenger RNA, 1140 nt
Organism: Vitis vinifera (wine grape)
Lineage: Eukaryota; Viridiplantae; Streptophyta; Magnoliopsida; Vitales; Vitaceae
Product: rust resistance kinase Lr10-like
Exons: 1
Coding region: 1-1140 (379 amino acids)
Biological process (GO): protein phosphorylation
Molecular function (GO): ATP binding; protein kinase activity
Source: RefSeq, a predicted model, not a curated record
AUGAUAAUCAUCGGAGGACGCUUCAUACUUGGGACAUCUUGUCUUUUGGGCUAUUUAAUCUACAAGUUUCAACGGAGACAUUUAUCAUUAGAUGAUGAUAUUGAAGAGUUUCUUCAAAAUCACAAAAAUCUCCAACCCAUCAGGUACUCAUAUUCACAUUUAAAGAAGGUAACCGAUAAUUUCAAGAAUAAGUUAGGCCAAGGAGGCUUUGGCUCUGUGUACAAAGGAAUACUUCAGAGUGGCCGCAUUGUAGCAGUAAAAGUAUUGGUCAUGUCAAAAGCUCAUGGACAAGAUUUUAUCAAUGAAAUCGCAACAAUUGGAAGGAUUCACCAUGUUAAUAUAGUACAACUUGUUGGAUUUUGCGUAGAAGGGUCAAAAUGGGCUCUUAUAUAUGACUUUAUGCCAAAUGGGUCACUUGAUAAGUUUAUCUUCCUUAAAGGAGAAAAAAACAUUCCUUUAAGUUGGGAUAGAUUGUACAAAAUUGCACUUGGAGUAGGGCAUGGGAUUAAAUACUUACAUCAAGGGUGUGACAUGCAAAUUCUACAUUUCGAUAUCAAACCACACAAUAUUCUUUUGGAUGAAGACUUUACACCAAAAGUUUCAGAUUUUGGCCUUGCAAAAUUGUAUUCAACAAAUGAAAGUGUUGUAUCUCUCACUGCAGCCCGAGGAACAUUAGGAUACAUUGCUCCAGAGUUGUUUUAUAAAAACAUUGGACAUGUGUCUUAUAAGGCUGAUGUUUAUAGCUUUGGAAUGUUGUUGAUGGAAAUGGUGGGAAAACAGAGGCAUUUUAGUGGAUAUGAAGAGGAAUAUCUUAGUGAAUUAUUCUUCCCAUCAUGGAUUUAUGAUCGAAUUGAACAAACACAAGAUAUGAGAAUGGGAGAUGUCACAGAGGAUGAAAAGAAAUAUAUAUCGAAGAUGGUUAUAGUUGCAUUGUGGUGUGUGCAAAUGAGUCCCAUGGACCGUCCUUCUAUGAGCAAAGCACUCGACAUGUUGGAAGGUGAUGUUGAACUAUUGCAACUACCUCCUAAACCUACCUUAUAUUCUCAUGAAAUAUCAGCUUUGGAUCGGGAGAACAACCCAAUGGGGGUUCCAAUUUCCUCACGUAAUGCAAGUAUUACAAUUAGCUUAGAUGGGAGGUAA